This is a messenger RNA of Trichobilharzia szidati, 627 nucleotides long. The record is from the annotation of a GenBank genome assembly. NCBI's taxonomy places the organism in Eukaryota, Metazoa, Platyhelminthes, Trematoda, Strigeidida, Schistosomatidae.
AUGACGAACGACGAUAAUGUGAUCGGUGGCGAUAUCCACCAUUAUGACGACCAUAGUGACGAUAAUAACUGCGAUGGUGGCUUCGAUAACCAUGAUGUCUUCCGUAAUGACGGUAGUGACGGCGGUUGUAAUGGUGACGACGAAUGUGAUGAUAACGUUUAUGAUACUUUGGAUAUUUGCGGUGAUAGCCAUGAUGACGACGAAUGUGGUGAUAACGUUUAUGAUAUUUGCGGUGAUAGCCAUGAUGACGACGAAUGUGGUGAUAACGUUUAUGGUACUUGGGAUAUUUGCGGUGGUAGCCAUGAUGACGACGAAUGUGGUGAUAACGUUUAUGAUACUUGCGGUGAUAACCAUGAUGACGACGAAUGUGGUGAUAACGUUUAUGGUACUUGGGAUAUUUGCGGUGAUAGCCAUGAUGACGACGAAUGUGGUGAUAACGUUUAUGAUAUUUGCGGUGAUAGCCAUGAUGACGACGAAUGUGGUGAUAACGUUUAUGGUACUUGGGAUAUUUGCGGUGAUAGCCAUGAUGACGACGAAUGUGGUGAUGACGUUUAUGAUACUUGUGAUGUUUGUCAUCAUCAUAAAAGCGUCCACGAAGUAGUUCACUCAUCGCAUUCACAUUUGUAG